This is a messenger RNA of Octopus sinensis (East Asian common octopus), 1208 nucleotides long. RefSeq lists its product as uncharacterized. Bases 157 to 567 code for a protein of 136 amino acids. The record is from RefSeq and is a predicted model, not a curated record. The transcript has 4 exons. NCBI's taxonomy places the organism in Eukaryota, Metazoa, Mollusca, Cephalopoda, Octopoda, Octopodidae.
GGCCCCGGUGAGAUCUGAAAUGCAUAACUAAGUAAAACACUGAAAGCUAAUACUUCUAUCACAACAGCACAUAUAAGUGUCAGCAGGAGAUUCAUACUGCUGCUAGUUGUUCUAUAAGGACUAUCUUAUUUCACACACCUCAUUACUAUAUAAACUAUGUCUGCUAAGUUUACUCCAGUUUCCCUUCAGAGUUCCAAUCCAAGCAGCAAGAAACACUCCAGCGGCCAUAAUCUAAAGUCCAGACAAGCUCAAGAAGAACAAGAUGGAAUCGACUUUGUCGCUCAAGAUAAAAUCUGGAGAGAAUAUGUAUACGGAGAAAAUCAUUUGGUGAAGGAAUGGGAAAAGAAUUGGGGAUUUUUAGCGAAAUUUGACUCCAAGGGAAUGUUAAAAACUGAAAAGGAGUUACCAGACAAGCUCAAUAUGUUUUCAAACACUUUACCAAAUACCAGCUCAGGUUCUUACGGAGCUAAAUUAGAAAGUCCAGUAGGACGUCAAAUUCUGAAUCUAGAAUUUAAGUUUUAUGGAAGUCUUCGAAGGAAACGAACGGAAGAUCUACUGUGUUGUUAGAAUAAUUUCGGAGAACAACAGAGCAUCAAAUAGUUAAAGUACACAAACACACACGCCACCGAUAUGCAUGUACAAACACACAAAAGUUGCCAGACAGACAUGCAUGUACAUACACCCCCACCCCACAUUCUUACAUUAUAUAUAUGUAUGUGUGUGUCAAUUUUUUUUUGCACUGAAUGUUAAAAGUGAAAAGUAGUUACCAGACAAGCUGUGUGUGUGUGUGUGUCUGUGUGUAGUGUGUAGAUAUAUGUAAAUAAGAAUGCUGAAUUUUGUUGAGAAAAUGAGAAGUGGUCAAUACGUGUCAUAGAGAAGAAGGUGGCUUAUUGAAUCUCAUUUUCUAUCUGAAUAUGAUAUAAAUUUAUCUGAAAUUAUAUAUAUAUAUAUGCUUUCAGUGCGAAUGGUUAUUUUAUACGGCACCAUUUUUACAGUCCUGUAAAUGAUAAUAAUGGUGUUUUUAUAUAAGCUUAAAGCUUAUGGCGUUCAACGUGCAAUGACUAAAGAAAAUAGUCUAAUAAAGAAGCAUAUAAUCCCUCGAUAGAAAAAAAAGAAGGCAUUCCUAUCCGUGUGGGAAUCGAACCCACAUUCCUUUGUUAGCGCGACUAAAUGUGUUACAUUUACACCAGUGAAUCAGCCUGCCUUUU